Molecule: messenger RNA, 2517 nt
Organism: Cicer arietinum (chickpea)
Lineage: Eukaryota; Viridiplantae; Streptophyta; Magnoliopsida; Fabales; Fabaceae
Product: protein KINESIN LIGHT CHAIN-RELATED 1-like
Molecular function (GO): protein binding
Source: RefSeq, a predicted model, not a curated record
AAAGAAAAUGUAACUAUAAAAACGAAACAUAGAAUAAGAAAUUGAAUAACAUAAACUUUUCUUAAACUCCAAAUUCAAUCCAAAGAAAAAAAAAAUCAUGGAGUUUGUAACUCUAUUCUUGCCUUUUUUUCUUGUGAAGCUUGUCCUCAAAUUAAAGUAUCCCAAUUCCAUCAUUACAAUGCGUCUCUUCCAAGCAACAUUCCACUACUACCAUCCCUAAUCCAUUUCUCUUCCACCUUUUUUCUUUUUUCUUCUUUCUUUCUCACUCCCUCUCUAUAUACUCAAUUCAAUUCCAUUCCAUUCUUCUACAACACUUCUUCAUUAUAUAUAUAUAUAUAUAUACACACAUGCCAUAGCUAAUAAAAAGUUAAGUUUUUCUUUUUUCAGUCAAAACCAAGAAUUGAAAAAUGGGUGCACUCAAAUUACAAAAGAAAAUUAACCCAUUUUAAAAGAUUCAAUUUUGAAUCAUGGGUAUGAAGAAAGUUUCAAUUUUGAAAACUGGGUAUUGAAUUUUCAACCAUGACAGUGUUAACAGUGAAAACCCCACAUAAAAUGCAAUCAUUUGGUAUUUUCCUCCGUGAACCGCCGCAAAAUGAAACCACCGUCACCGGCGACCACCGUAACACAUCACCGGCGAUGAAGAAAACAAUCAAGAAGACAAUAAUCACAGACGAAACUUCACUAGAAAACCCUGAUUUGGGUCCAUUUCUUCUGAAGAUGGCACGUGACAGCAUAGCUUGUGGCAGUGAGAAUCUUGAUAAGGCUUUGGAUUAUGCUAUUCGGGCUUCGAAAUCGUUUGAACGGGUUUCGGGUUCGGGUGUGGAUCUUGCCACGUGUCUUCAUGUUGUGGCUGCUAUUUAUAGUAGUUUGGGGAGGUUGGAUGAGGCUAUUGAGGAAUUGGAAAGGUCCAUUUUGAUGUUGGAUGUUGAAAAUGGGUCUGGUGUUGGUAUGGUGAAAUUUUGUGGGUAUAUGCAACUUGGUGAUACUUAUUCUAUGACUGGAAUGUUGGAUAGAUCCAUUUUCUGUUAUGAAUCGGGUUUGAAGAUUCAAAUUGAUGUUUUGGGUAAGUCUGAUCCAAGAGUUGCUGAAACUUGCAGGUACUUAGCGGAAGCACAUGUUCAAGCCAUGCAAUUUGAUGAGGCAGAACACUUCUGCAAGAAAACACUGGAAAUUCAUAGGGAGCAUUGCUCGCCAGCUUCCCUAGCUGAAGCAGCCGACCGACGUCUCAUGGCCCUUAUAUGUGAAGCAAAGGGAGACUAUGAACCAGCACUUGAGCACCUUGUCCUUGCCAGCAUGUCAAUGAUUGCCAACGGACAAGAUAAUGAGAUUGCAGCUAUUGAUGUUAGCAUCGGAGAUAUUUACUUGUCGCUGUGUCGGUUUGACGAGGCUGUUUUCUCCUAUCAGAAAGCACUGACAGUGUUCAAAUCCACCAAAGGUGAAAAUCACAGUUCUGUUGCUUUAGUCUACAUUCGCCUUGCUGAUCUUUACUACAAGACAGGAAAAUUACGAGAGUCGACAUCCUAUUGUGAAAAUGCAUUAAGAAUUUACAGUAAACCUGUGCCUGGAACAACUGCUGGUGAGAUUGCAAGUGGAUUGACUGAAAUAUCUGCAAUCUACGAAGCGCUUAAUGAGCCCGAGGAGGCGCUGAAGCUCUUGCAAAAGGCGGUGAAAUUAUUGGAGGGUAUCCCUGGACAAUAUAGGACAGUGGCAGGAAUAGAAGCUCAAAUGGGAGUAAUGUUCUACAUGGUUGGUCGGCAUGUCGAUGCUUGGAAAUCUUUUGAUAGUUCCGUUACAAAGCUGAGAGCUGGCGGGGAGAGGAAGUCGGCUUUUUUCGGAUUUGUGUUGAACCAGAUGGGCUUGGCAUGUGUUCAACUCUAUAAAAUAGAAGAGGCUGCUACACAUUUUGAAGAAGCUAGAGAGAUCUUGGAGAGGGAGUGUGGAACCUAUCAUUUGGACACUCUUGGUGUAUAUAGCAACCUAGCUGCGACUUACGAUGCCUUGGGAAGAGUUGAAGAUGCUAUUCGAAUAUUGGAAUACAUACUAAAGAUGAGAGAAGAAAAACUUGGAACUGCAAAUCCAGAUGUUGAUGAUGAAAAGAAAAGAUUGUUUGAACUUUUGAAAGAAGCGGGAAGAGUUCGGAAUAGAAAAGGAAAAUCUCUUGAAAACCUUAUAGAUUCGAACUCGUUGAAGAUGAAGAAGGAAGGAAGAAGGAGAUGGGGUGCAUUUAGUUUUAGAACUUAGAGAGGUCUUGUUCUUACCACAGAAAGAAAAAUGUGGUUUAUUUUGUUUUGCACUUUUAAGAAUUUGUGAAUGUUUUAGACUAAAGAAGUUUCCUUGCUUCAAUAUAUUUUAAAAGUAAAGAUAGUUUCACAUAAUUUAAAUCUAAUGGAAAAAGGAGAAAGAGAAGGAAGUGAAUGGUGAUGAUUAUGUGAAGGAAAGUUUAUGUUCCAUUUAUCUUGUUUCUAGCUGAUUGUGUUAUUUUUCAACUGUUUUUCUUGAUUCUGAAGUUUAACAUUA